Messenger RNA from Acinonyx jubatus (cheetah), 2498 nucleotides. RefSeq names its product solute carrier family 34 member 3 (gene SLC34A3). NCBI's taxonomy places the organism in Eukaryota, Metazoa, Chordata, Mammalia, Carnivora, Felidae. Bases 575 to 2383 code for a protein of 602 amino acids. Gene Ontology annotation, molecular function: sodium:phosphate symporter activity. Gene Ontology annotation, biological process: sodium-dependent phosphate transport; intracellular phosphate ion homeostasis. The record is from RefSeq and is a predicted model, not a curated record. The transcript is spliced from 13 exons. Gene Ontology annotation, cellular component: vesicle; brush border; apical plasma membrane.
UCCAGAACCAGGUGGGGGCCCAGGGACACCGAGACAAGGGCUGGUGACCUCCCGGCCCAGGGCUCAGGCCCCACCCUGAGCCUCCUGAGCUGAGGACAAGAGACAGGAGGGAGGGUGACAGAAAGCUCUCCAGUACCUGGACCCUGGGGCUUGGGAGGGAGAUGGGGUAGACGACUAGACGGGGGAUCCAGACCCAGAGGGCUGAAGAGAGGAGCCUUGAGGCGAGGUGGGGGCACCCAAGCCCCUUGCCCUGCCCCGAUCACUGGGGGUGGGGCCCUUAUCAAGCAGAGACGUCACGGUCUGGUAUCAAAUGCCAAAGUCUAAGCUGGGACCAUCUGCAGUGUCCCUGAUGACACCUGAUAGGAGAGGUCCCUGGGUUCCCGGCUCCUAGCCACUUCCGGCACCCGGCACCCUGUGCCCUGGGCCACCCACCAGGUCUUCUUCCAGCCAGGACCAGCGAGGGAGCCAGGGAGCCAGGGUCCCCUCGACUCUGCCCCCGAAACGGGACUGGGCUCUCCUGACAGCUGCCUGAGCAGAUCCAGGCCUGGGCCUGGUCUAUCCCUGCCAGAAAUCCAUGCCGAAUUCCCUCACGGGUGGCCAGGUCCCCCCCCUUACUCUGGACACAGUUGGCCUGGUGGACCGGAGCCUGGGAAAUGCAGGGACCUCCGGUUCUGCCCCAGUCUUGGAAGAGGGGAAAAUGGACCCCUGGGCCCUCCCUCAGCUGAAGGACACUGGCCAGUCCUGGAAAGAGCUCAGCGUGGCCGGCAGGGUGCUCCGGGUGGCCACUGGCUUCCUCAAGGCCUGUGGACUCCUGGGCAGCCUCUACCUCUUCAUCUGCUCCCUGGACAUCCUCAGCUCCGCCUUCCAGCUGCUGAGCAGCAAGGUGACUGGAGACAUCUUUAAGGAAAACGUGGUGCUGUCCAACCCUGUGGCUGGACUGGUCAUCGGCGUGCUGGUCACAGUUCUCGUCCAGAGCUCCAGCACGUCUUCUUCCAUUGUGGUCAGCAUGGUGGCCUCCAAAUUGCUGACCGUCCAGGCGUGUGUGCCCAUCAUCAUGGGCGUCAACGUGGGCACGUCCAUCACCAGCACCCUGGUCUCAAUGGCACAGUCAGGGGACCGAGAUGAGUUUCGGAGGGCCUUUGGCGGCUCAGCUGUUCACGGCAUCUUCAACUGGCUCACGGUGCUGAUCUUGCUGCCACUGGAGAGCGCCAUAGCCCUGCUGGAGAGGCUCAGCGCCCUGACUCUGGGCGCCACCAGCCUGCAGCCUGGGGGGCACGCGCCCGACAUCCUCAAGGUGCUAACGCAGCCUCUCACACACCUCAUUGUGCAGCUGGACACUGAUGAGAUUGCAAGCAGUGCCACGGGCAACGCCACCAACAGCAGCCUCAUUAAGCAAUGGUGCGGCACCAGGGAGGUGAUGACCUCGGGGAACAGCAGCGACUGUGGAGCGGCGGCCUCCGGCCCCUGCCCUGAGAGGAACGGAACGGCUGCGGUGGAGCUGCUGCCCUGCCACCACCUGUUUGUGGGGACCACGCUCACGGACCUGGCCGUGGGCUUCAUCCUUCUGGCCGCCUCCCUGCUCCUGCUCUGCACCUGCCUCGUCCUCAUCGUCAAACUGCUUAACUCUGUGCUGCGCGGCCGCAUCGCCCAGGCCGUGAGGAAGGUCAUCAAUGCUGACUUCCCCUUCCCCUUCAGCUGGCUCAGCGGCUACCUGGCCAUCCUGGUGGGCGCCGGCCUGACCUUCGUGCUCCAGAGCAGCAGUGUCUUCACGGCGGCCGUUGUGCCGCUCAUGGGGGUCGGGGUGAUCAGCCUGGAGCGCGCAUACCCCCUCUUCCUGGGCUCCAACAUCGGCACGACCACCACAGCCCUGCUGGCCGCCCUGGCCAGUCCCGCGGACAUGCUGCUCAGCGCCCUCCAGGUUGCCCUCAUCCACUUCUUUUUCAAUCUGGCUGGCAUCCUGCUGUGGUACGUGGUGCCUGUCCUGCGGCUGCCCAUCCCGCUGGCCAAACGCUUCGGGGACGUGACCGCCAAAUACCGCUGGGUGGCCAUCGCCUAUCUGCUGCUCAGCUUCCUGCUGCUGCCGCUGGCCGCCUUCGGGCUCUCCCUGGCAGGGAGCACAGUGAUGGCUGCAGUCGGAGGACCCCUGGUGGGGCUGGUACUCCUCGUCAUCCUGGUCAAUGUCCUGCAGCGGCACCGGCCAGCCUGGCUGCCACGCCGUCUGCGGUCCUGGGCCUGGCUCCCGCUCUGGCUCCAUUCUCUGGAGCCCUGGGACCGCCUGGUGGGCCGCUGCUGCCCCUGCAGGGUCUGCAGCCCCCCUCCGGCCGCUGCCAAGGAGGCCCACUGCUACGAGAACCCUGAGGUCCUGGCCUCCCAGCAGCUGUGAAGGGUGGGCACCCCCACUUUGUGGACUUCUGGGUGCCCUGGGGGACCCUAGUAGCAGGAGACUUCCGAGUCACCUAGCUUGGCUUCUUUCCAAAUAAACAAGGCUAUAAACCAGG